UGGUUUAUAAUAAUAAGUUUUCUUUUUAAUUCUCUUAUAAUAGUUGUUGGGGUUCAUUUAAUACAUUAUAAGUUAAAAGUUUAUUUAGUACUGGUUCCCUUAUAACCUAAUUGAAUAUCAUUAAUUUAGCCGCCAUGAGAUAUCAGUCCAUAAAAUCACUAAUUACCAUUCUUAUAUGUAUCAUAUCCUUUCAUGUCAAUUUAAUAUCUUGUCAAAUUCAAAGUGAAGUAGAUUAUCUAAAACAUAUUAAACAAUUCAGUCAUCCCAUAGCUCCCAAAUACAUUAACAAUACUGAUCAUAAAAACACUCAUUCUGAUAAUAACUAUCAAACUAAGACAAAUUUGGACAAAAUUUAUGGGGUAAGUCUUGGAGGUUGGUUAGUGGCAGAACCAUGGAUAACUCCAAGUUUAUUUGAUAAUAUUUAUCAUCAAUAUGGAACUCAACCAGUGGAUGAAUAUACUUUAGCAACUAUUUUGGGUAAAAAUGCUACUAAACUAUAUAUGGAGAAUCAUUGGAAAACAUUUUAUACUGAAGGAGAUUUUCAACAGAUUAAAGCAUUUGGAUUAAAUCUUGUUAGAAUUCCAGUUGGUUAUUGGGCUUUUGGGUUAUUACCUAAUGAUCCAUAUGUACAAGGUCAAGAAUUUUAUUUGGAUCAAGCUUUAGGUUGGUGUCAAAAAUAUAAUAUUCAAGUAUUAAUUGAUAUUCAUGGUAUGCCAGGUUCUCAAAAUGGGUUUGAUAAUUCAGGGUUAAGAACAAGUGAUCCAAGUUGGUUAAAAUAUAAACAAAACUUAAAUUUAAGUUAUACAAUUUUAAAGUAUAUUUUUACAAAAUAUGGCAGUCCUAAUUCUAUUUAUAAUUCAGUGAUAAAUAGUAUUGAAGUUGUUAAUGAACCUUUUGCACCUAUUAUUGAUCCAGCAAAAGUUGCUGAAUUUUAUACUUAUAGUUAUAAUACCGCAAAUACUGAGAAUGUUAUGUCUGAUAUGAUUUAUCAUGAUGGAUUUAUGGGAUUUGGUUAUUGGGAUUGGUUUAUGCCAAAUGCUGCUCCUGGAAAAGUUAUAAUUGAUCAUCAUUUAUAUGAAAUAUUUUCUCCCCAACAAAUAGCCAUGACUAUUGAUGAACAUUUAGCUAAUAUUAUGGCUCAAGGUAAUCAAAUGUCUCAAGAAAAACAUCCUAGAAUUGUUGGUGAAUUUUCAGGUGCUUUAACUGAUUGUACAAGAUAUAUUAAUGGAGUUGGUAAUGGAGCUAGAUUUAAUGGUACAUUUCAAACUAAUGUUGUAACUGGUAGUUGUGCAAAUCAUACCGAUUUUGCCUUAUGGUCAUCCGAAUUGAUUAAUAAUACUAAAAGAUAUUUAAUUGCCCAAUUUUAUACAUAUGAAACUAAUAGUAAUGGAUGGAUAUUUUGGUGUUUUAAAACUGAAAGCGCUAUUGAAUGGGAUUUUAAAAGACUAGCUGCUCUUGGUAUGUUACCUCUGCCGUUAUUUCGGCCUCGGCCUCAAAGUCAGCAACAACAACAAAAUAAUAAUUUAAAAGAUAUUAUUAAACAAAAUCAAUCAAUUUCUAGUCUUUCAAGUAAUUUUGCAACUAAAGUAUUCAAUUAUAAUUCCAUGUUAUUAAUAAAAGAUUAUGAUUUUUUUCCCAAAAUUAUAUAUACUUUAUUCUUUACCUGUUUUUUAUUUAUAUUGAACUUUAUAUAGUCUUAUAAUGAAUAAUUAUAUUAGAUAAAAAGAUAGUAAAAGAAUGAUAUAACUAAGUAAAAGUAAAUUUUGCAAUAAAAAAGAUCAUUUUUACAGUUUUCCCCUGCGGAUUUACAGAU
Scheffersomyces coipomensis is the source of this 1813-nucleotide messenger RNA. RefSeq names its product Spr1p (gene SPR1). The coding region runs from base 135 to 1694 and encodes 519 amino acids. NCBI's taxonomy places the organism in Eukaryota, Fungi, Ascomycota, Pichiomycetes, Serinales, Debaryomycetaceae. The transcript has a single exon. Gene Ontology annotation, cellular component: cell surface; extracellular region. Gene Ontology annotation, molecular function: glucan exo-1,3-beta-glucosidase activity. The record is from RefSeq and is a predicted model, not a curated record. Gene Ontology annotation, biological process: glucan catabolic process.